AUGAAAUUUCUGCAUUCAAAUACAAAAGGUUUGCUUGAUAGCAAUCUUGAGGAUGGGAAAUACAUCUCUGUAUGGGUAAGAACUCAAAGAAGAGACGUGGGUCUUUCUCUCUCUUCCCAAAAAUUGAUUGAAAUUGCCAGUGAGAGUGGAGAACCAGAGAGCCGAUCGUCGACGUCAAAGCUCGUCGGACCAGCUCCAACGCCGAUUGCCGGAGAUCGUCGGACAAUUGGCAUUACAAAAGAUGCCGCCUUCUGUCUUUAUUGCUAUCUUUUCAAGCCGGAUAUUGGUGAUCAAGCGGGAGGUGAAUCUUUUGUUGGUAAUGGCUUUUCAAAUUGGAAAAAGAAACGUAGACUACGUACUCAUGUGGGGGGCCACAACAGUGCGCAUACUCAAGCGUGGAGAAAAUGUGAAGAUUUGUUAAACCAAAAGCAACAUAUUGAGACUAUAGUUUUGAAGCAAUCAGAACAAGCUCGGAUUGAUUAUCGAACCCGGUUGAAUGCAUCAAUUGAUUGUGCUCGAUUUCUUCUAAAUCAAGGACUUGCAUUUCGUGGACAUGACGAGUCUGAAUUUUCACAUAAUCAAGGUAAUUUUCUUGAACUUUUAAAAUUGAGUAUUGGAAGACUGAGGAGGCAAGGUUAUGAUGGUGCUAGCAAUAUGCAAGGUGAGAUAAAUGCAUCAUGCAAGCGGCGAGACAUUCUUAGAGAAAAUGAAGUGGAAAGAGUUGUUAAAGCACUUAAUCUUGGAGAGAUCGAAAGUGGGCGAGGGUUGAACCAAGAAACUAGUCUCAAGCGGCUUGGGGAUACACGUUGGAGCUCUCAUUAUAGUUCUUUGGUUAGGUUAAUGGGUAUGUUUGCAUCGGCGAUUGGUGUGCUUGAAAUAGUCGAGGAGGAUGGUACAUACUUAGAACAAAGAUUAGAAGCAACUUCUUUGUUGGAGUCAAUGCAAUCCUUUGAAUUUAUCUUGUAUCUUCAUAUGAUGAGAACAAUAUUGGGAAUUACAAAUGACUUAUCGCAAGCACUCCAAAGAAAAGAUCAAGAUAUUGUUAAUGCUAUGGCUCUACUUCAAUUGUCGAAAGGGCGGCUCCAAACAAUGAGGGAGAGUGGGUGGAUCACUCUAUUGAAUGUUACAUCAUCUUUUUGUGAAAAACAUGAAAUAGUUAUUCCCAAUAUGGAUGAUUUGUUUGUACCUCGAGGGGGAAAGAGGCGCAAAGCUCAUAAGGUGACAAACUUACAUCAUUUCUGCUUUGAGAUAUUCAACUCCGUUAUUGAUAUGCAAGCUAUUGAACUUGAUGCUCGUUUCCCUGAAUCGACUACGGAGUUGCUUCUAUGUGUGGCAUGUCUGAAUCCAUCUAACUUGUUCUCUUCUUUUGACAAGGAAAAAUUGAUCCAUACGGCUGAAUUUUAUCCGCAAGAUUUUUCCUCUAUGGACCCCAUGAUACUUGAUGAUCAACUUGAUAAUUACAUUGAUGAUAUGCGCACUACCAUUGAGUUUUCAAGCUUGCAUGGAAUUAGUGAUCUUGCACAGAAAAUGGUGGAGAUUGGAAAACACCGAGCUUAUCCAUUGGUCUAUUUGCUUUUAGUUUUGGCUUUAACUUUACCAGUUGCGACUGCUACAGUUGAGAGGGCAUUUUCGGCUAUGAAUUAUGUGAAGAAUCAAUGGCGCAACUGAAUGGGUGAUGAAUGGACAAGUGAUAGCAUGGUUGCAUAUAUAGAG
Rhododendron vialii is the source of this 1713-nucleotide messenger RNA. RefSeq lists its product as uncharacterized. The coding region runs from base 1 to 1668 and encodes 555 amino acids. The transcript has 5 exons. The record is from RefSeq and is a predicted model, not a curated record. NCBI's taxonomy places the organism in Eukaryota, Viridiplantae, Streptophyta, Magnoliopsida, Ericales, Ericaceae.